Chironomus riparius is the source of this 3180-nucleotide messenger RNA. NCBI's taxonomy places the organism in Eukaryota, Metazoa, Arthropoda, Insecta, Diptera, Chironomidae. The record is from the annotation of a GenBank genome assembly.
ACAAACGGGAAGCAGCGAUAGAGCCAGCUUCAUUGGAUCACAAUUGAUCUAUACUGCCAGAUAAGUAUCCCAAAUUCACUUGAUUUUUCUCUACCGAACUGCGUGGAAAACAGUUCAAGAUGUGGCAAAAAGUGGCGAUUCUAAGUGUUUUUGUGAUUAUCAGUUUAGUACGUGGCAAUCCAGUCGAUAAUUUAUUACAUAACGAUGGAAUUGAGGAAACAAAAUUUGGAGUUCCUGAAAAAUUUAGCAAAGUAUUAGCAAUAGACGAACCAACAACCUACAGACUUCCAAAUGAUUCAUAUCCAAUUAGUUAUGAUAUUUUUUUGGUCACGGACAUCCACAAAGGAAAUUUUGAUUUCCAAGGAAAUGUCAUGAUAAAAACUGAAAUUAAGGAAGCAACAAACAAGAUUACUUUGCAUUAUAGACAAAUUGAGAUUAAAUUGGUGACUGUGUUCGUAGCUGAACCUCUCGAACCAAUUGAUGGUACUUCUUUUGAUCUAAUUCCAUCACACGAGUUUCUAGUCAUCAACUUGCCACGCAUAUUUGAAGUUGGAUCUGAACUUUUGAUUCAUAUUGGGUACUCUGGAAGGCUUCGUGAUGAUGGAGCUGGUUUCUAUUGGGGAAGCUACAACAAUUCUGCUGGAGAGACCAAAUUCUAUGGUGCAACACAAUUCGAAGUAACUGACGCACGUCACGCAUUCCCUUGCUAUGACGAACCAGGCAUUAGAGCUAUUAUGACUUUAACUAUUGUUUAUGAUAAAUCCUACACAGCACUUGCAAAUACGGAAGUGUUUAUAGAAGAAUUAGAGGAAGAAACAAAUUAUAAAAUAACAACAUUUGCACCGACACCAGUCAUGCAGACAUAUCUUCUUGCUUUUGCCAUUUCAGACUAUGAAUAUGUCAAUGCAACUGAUACUAGAAUUCCACAAAGAAUCUUUGGCACACCAAUGGCUAUUAAAGAAGGUCGAGGUAACUUUGCAGCCACUGUUGUCGGACCGAUUUUACAUAAAUUAGAGGAAGUAUUAAACGUUUUAUAUCCAUUGUCAAAAAUGGAUCAUAUUGCUUUAACAAAAUUCAACUUUGGUGCCAUGGAAAAUAUGGGAUUAAUCACUUACAUCGAAAGAGGUUUACUCCUCAACCCAGCCUUAAGUGAAAGUGCAACAUACAAUCAACAAAAUUCAAUCAUUUCCUUAGUCACUCACGAAUAUGCACAUCAAUGGUUUGGUGAUAUUAUUUCCCCAAAAUGGUGGCAAUACACAUGGCUUAAUGAAGGAUUUGCUACACUUUUUGCUAACUACAUCCCAUCAUUAGUCUAUCCUGAAAGAGCAGCAAUGAGAAGCUUCUUUUCAUCUACAAUCCAAACAGCAUUCAACAGUGAUGGACCUAAUGCAUGGUCUAUGAAUCAUUAUACAGAAAUACCUGAUGAAUUAUGGAAUAAGUUUGGAGGAAUUGGAUAUCAAAAAUCUGGUUGUGUAUUGAGAAUGAUGAUGGAAGUCAUGACUGCGCCUGUCUUCCUUAAAGGGCUGAAUUAUUAUUUAAAUGAAAAUUACAUGAAGGCAGCUACACCAACAGAACUUCACACAGGUCUACAAACAGCUUAUGAUGCAGCUUUCCCCGAAAAGCCAUUAAUGAUUGGAGAUAUCAUGUACUCAUGGGAAGAUCAAGCUGGAUAUCCAUUACUUACUGUCAGAGUUGGUAAAAAUAACACAAUAUUCUCACAAACUAGAUAUCCAGUACAUAAUGGAGAAGUUUAUGCUAUUCCAAUUACAUACGCAACUAAGUCAAAUCCUGAUUUUAGUGUAAGAACUCCAAAACUUUGGUUGCCAGUUCCAACUUUUGGAUUCACACCUGAACAAACAGGAUACACAGAUGGUGAUUGGAUGGUUGUCAAUAUCGAUCAAGUGGGUUAUUAUCGCGUUGAUUACAGUUCAGUUUUAUGGCGCGCCAAUAUUGCGCAAUUGAAUGACGACUGUACAGUCAUAAAUCCACUUAACCGUGCCUUAUUAUUGGAUGAAUUUUAUUUAGGCUGGACACAAUUCAGACGCGUUGGUGGAGCUGAUGCUAUAAAGAUUUUAAGCUAUAUGGGUAAGGAAGAUGAGUUCCUUGCUUGGGCUAGAGGACAGAGAAUUUUUAAUGACUUGAGAAAUCACUUAUUUGACACAUUGGCACAUGAGAAGUUUUAUGAACUUAUUCAAGAAAUUACAAAGCCACAUCUUAACGUAUUAGGCUAUGAAGGAUUCGAUGGAGAAAAUUCCAAUCGUACAUCAUUGAGAAGCUAUGUAAAGCAAUGGAAUUGUCAAGCAUUUGAUAAUGAUUGUUUCAUUCAUGAAAAUGAGAAAUUCAUGAACUUCUACAAUAAUGGACAAGAGGGUGCAACUAAUUUUGACUUCUGUUUUGCAAUGAGAACAAUUGAUGAAACUACAUUUGGUCAGUUGCUUGCUAUUGUUGUCUCAGACAAAGAUUUUGUUAAUCGUGGUCGAUACAUUCAAUACUUUGGAUGCUCAUUGAAUCAUGAGAAUUUGAAGAAAUUAUUGAAGAUAACAUUAGAUGAAGGAAAUAAUCUUGAAAACGAUGAAAUACAAACUAUUUUGACUAGCACAUACAGCAAUUCAAGAGAUGGAUUGACAUUAGCUUUAAGCUUCCUUGAUGAUAAUUACAUGAAAUUGAAACCAAUAACAAAUCUUACAGCUAUUAUUGAAAACUUAAUAAAUUACAUGAAUACACAACGAAGUGCUGACAAGAUCUUUGCUCUUGCAAAUAAAUUCGAAGCUGCACAAAUUAUUUCAAAGAAAUUUAAUGAAGAGAUUGUAACUAAGGUUGGAGAGAUGGAAAAAUGGAUAGACACAAACAUUUUUGAUAUCUUAGAUUACUUUGGAGUUGAAAUUCCAACAGCAGAACCAACAACUCCAACUGCUGCACCUACAACAGUAGAUCCAACAGCCUCGACAACAACAGAAGGUCCAACAACAACACAAGCCCCAACUACUACAGCUUCCCCAUCCACAACACCAGCUUCAGCUCAAUCAGUAUUCAUCUCAAUUAGUUUAAUUGCUGUCUGUGGGAUUGUGAAUUUGAUGAAGUUGCUUUAAAACUAAGUGCUUUGAAAAUGAAGUAUUUGAGAACUUUAUAAAAUUAUUCAAAAUUGAACAAAAUAAAAUAAAAAUAAAUUUUUAAAAAGUU